AUGACAAAGACAAAGGCUGAUGUUAAUUCGCCAACUCACUUUGUCUCGCCCAAGGAAAGGAGACACAGGCACAAAAUGGAAAGCGGGACGGAGAGCGCGGACAGCGGGCAGGCGCAGCCCCAUCAACAGCACCAGUUCGAGCAACAGCCCGUAGUGCAGUCCAUCCAAGUGAACGAGAAGAAAAAGAUCAACCGGGCUCCGUCACCCGCCAGACCCAAGGAUGUGCCUGGAUGGUCCCUCACCAAGAUCCGGGGAGGCAUCGGUACACCAACACUGAGCGUUAAACCAGGAUCCAUACAUUUAGGCAGCCGGGUGUCCAGGCGUAGUCCGGGUAGCGGGAAAGAGACCAAAUCAGAGAAAGGAAAACUGCCGGGGAAAUCCACACUAUCGGUUGCCAGUGCUCAGAAGGGCGGCAGUAAAUCGAUGAAAGGUGGUCGGAAGAAGGUGUCCGAUGCAAGAAACGCCUCGGACGACCUGAGCAAAGACUCUGGUUGCGCCGCGGGCAAGCUGUCGCCAACGGAUAGCAGUUCCGAGAUCUCCGAUUGCGCCUCGGAGGAGAAUAAAGUCUCCACCGACGCUCUGAGUAGUGACACCGAAUCCAGCAGCCGAGGCGGGGGGCCUGAGGGCGAGAAAUCGAGUACGGACUGCGGAGAUGGGCCACCGGAUAGGGGUACUCGUGGUGACCAUCAUGCCAAGACCCCCGUAGAUAAGGACCGACUCUCCCUGGGAGUGGAGACCGGGGAGGGGAGCAUUUCUCCGGGGGAUGAACGGUCUCUCACAUCGUUCGACAGCCGGGUGCCUACCAGCACAUCCCUGGCUUUCUCCGACCUGACAGAAGAGUUCAUGGACGGCAUGCAUGAAGAAUUUGUUAGGGAAAUCGAGGAACUGAGAUCAGAAAACGAUUACCUAAAAGUAAGCAUAUUUUUUCCAGAUUUGCUACAGACAUUCCUCCCUCCGUUUGCUCUUAUUUGUGAAAGUAAAAAGGUUUAAAAAAUGUUUUUUUUAAAAGCUCUCCAAUAACAGUUCUGUAAGAGAUGAAGCCGGAGUUACUAUUUUCAUUGGUUCAUCAGAAACAAACCUAAUAUAUUUAUGCAUAAUCACUGUUCUGCACUUCAGGAUAAAAGCAGGGAAAUCCAUGCAAACCCAAAUUGGCCACAUAGCCAGCCAACAACAUCUUGAGUGCAUAAUUGAUUACUCCCCCCUCCCUCUUUUCAAAAAACAACAACAAAAUACCACAAUUUGAAGGCACAGAGACUUCAGGGGUGGUCAGUGUUAUUUCUGAAUUCAAACUCAAUGUUGCCUCAGCUGUUGUGUUCACUGCUCAAGAUGGUCAGGUGGUGAAUGCCCAAGACAUCAGAGGUGGUCGGACAUGCAGGUGGUUGUAGGGUGCCAAUCCGUUACGCACUGGAGGAUUACAGUGACCACCUUAACUAAUUGUAUUUUGUCAUCCAAUAUUAUCAUUGACAUGCGUCACGGAGACUGGCUCAGUGGGAGAGGUUCAAUAAUUAAUUGGAUUAUCCUACAGGCCUGUGCACUAAGACGCACCACAACGGUUUAUCCAAACAACGUCUAGGUUACCAUUAGCACAUUUGAUUUAAUAUUUAACUGGUCUGGGAAAGCAAUAUUACGAUUAUUAUGGUGUACAUAUGCCUUAUAGACUACUAGGCUAUGCGGUGGUCAUCUAAGAUGGCCCAUCUAAAGAAGGCAGUUUACUAGGACAGUCCACUGUGCAUGAAUGUGUAAUGCACAUUUCCACAACAAUAAUGAUCAUGUAAGGUUUUUGGUUAAUUUCAGACCAUAAUCAUCAAAUCCAUCUUACUGGUUAAUUACCAUAAACAGCAAUGGGGUGUCACAUUAUUUUUCUUAAGUCUAAUUAUGCGUAGAAAUUAGGUCAUGCGUGCAGCCAUAGUAGUACCAGAGCGCGACAUCUUUAUUUAUUAAUCCCGUGCUUUCUCUCCUGUCUUCGGCACGCCUGUCUGACUAGUGCAGCUGUUUUCUCGGGGUAGCCUGCGUCGUACAGAUGCUACAGUCGAGAGCGCCAACUGUCCUCAAUCCACACACUAUUGUUUAUACCGGGGCCGCACCACGUGACGCUGCUCUGCAGUGGGUGACCCACAUUCCCCUGGCAGCCCUCUCCGCAUAUUAGCAAUGCGAUAAAAGGCUUCUAUUUACUACUACUACUACUACUACACACUUCUCCCACCACCACCCUUAUAAAUACUUUAUCUGCCUUAUUACUAUGCCUCUGACAGGGGGGUUGUAGGAUUUGGGUUAAUGCCUCUUCAACCGUGUUGUUAUGUAAGUAGUAGUAGGGAAUGCUAGGGCAACCCCCCUAAGGCUUUUUGGGUUUGAUUUAAAUCAUACCUUGGCAUUGUUAUUAUACACCUUUAUAUCAGCUGGGCAAAGUUCAGUUCUGUAUUAAUCUGUGUUCUGCACUGGUUUGCCCCUGAACUGGUAAUGUAGGCGAUGGGGUUGUUAAUGCUACAUUCUUACUGCAGUGGGCAAAAUCAGGGUCACACACAGUGUUUCUUGGUAGUCUUAUCUACUUUAAAACUAAAGUAUACACCUCAUUCACAUGGUUAUGGGCUUAAAAAAAGAAGACCCCUGUUCCAUGUCAGAUAUAGAGUUGAAAUGUAUUCAAUUUUGAGUUUGCAUCCCAAUAUUACACUUUAUAUACAUCACAGUAGACUGAAAUAUAACAAAACUGUUUGACACCGAAACACUGGAUUUUAGGCGUAUACAUCCUGCUAAGGACAUACUAAUGAAGAGGGUGUUGAUGAUGACUCUGAUGAUCUGAUGCUGACAUAUACUCUAUAAUAAUAAUUAUAAUGAGUAUAAUGAUUGCACUAGCUCAUCAAGACCCCGUAUAUGGUAGGCAACCAUUUUCAACCAUUCUCACCCCUCCUCUCCUCCACCCUUCCCCCAUCCUCUCUCCCCAGGAUGAGAUGGAGGAGCAGCGCUCGGAGAUGUUGGAGAUGAGGGACAUGUACAUGGAGGAGGAUGUGUACCAGCUGCAGGAGCUGAGGCAGCAGUUUGAGCAGGCCAACAAGACCUGCCGCAUCCUGCAGUAUCGCCUCCGCAAGGCCGAGAGACGCAGCCUCCGCGUGGCCCAGACGGGACAGGUGGACGGGGAGCUCAUCCGUACCCUGGAGCAGGACGUCAAGGUGAAUCUGGAAUGGAGAGCGUGUGUGUGUGUGUGUAUGCCUUCAUUGACUUCGAUGGGCAGCCAAGAUGAUGUGUGUGUGUGUGCGUGGAUGUGCGUGUGUGUGUGUGUGUGUGUGUGUGUGUAAGGCUAUGCAUAAAUCAUAUAUGUCAGCAACACAAACAGAAACUUGAAGAGAGACUGAACUUUGGGUAAUUGCUAGCAUUUAGGUCCUUGCAGGCUUUUGGAAACUUCAAAGAAGGGGGGUAUGACAUAACAGGUCAUAGGACAAAGGUUACAUUUGGCUUUAAAUGCAUACGUUCACACACCAUUGAUGGGAUUUGUUGUUAAUGGAGACAGUGUGGGUUGUUGGUCUUCCUAUUGAACUGAGGCUAUGGUUACACAUCCCAAAUUCACAGCCGUCUGUGAUCCAUUUCCAUGUGACAGAAGCACAAUGUGGUCUUUCUCAGGAGUCCAGGAAGGAGGGAAGAGAGGGGAGGGGAGAGAGGAGGGUAAUGAUGUCAUCCCCUGAAGGCAGGCCCUGUUGCCACUGUCCCUCACUAAAAACGGUCCAGUUGUAUAUCUUUAAAAAAAGAGAAAGAAAGAAACAGGUGAAAAAAAUCAUCCCUUCUUUCUGGCAAGCUAAGAUUGUGCCUCUGUGCUGAGUCAGGGGAAUAAGGAUUCGGUCUCGCUCCCGAGUUGAGUCCUCAGCAGCCAAUCGGGGCGCAGCGGGAGGGCGCAGGGUCUACGGGCCGGGGGAAGCCAGUCAAAGAAGGCCAUUAACACAGGAAACCAAAAACAAACCACAGGGUUGUGAGCCCGGCUUCCUCGGCCUCCCCUCUCCGUCUCCCUCUCUGUAUUCUUAAACAGCUAGGCCCAGUCUCUCAACACAUACCUGAUUGUUUCUCCUGGCUACCAACUAAACCAGGUCAAAUUUCGCAGCCCUGUUCCCUCACACUGGGUUUAAACACUCCCAUGCACUCCAGACUCCGUGAGGCUGGCUGUGCUCUUAGAAAGUAGGGGUUAUUCAAGCACAAACCAAGCACUGGAGGAAGGAAAUGUGUCUUGACAUGUUUGAGAGGAUUUGGGCAGUAUUCCAGGUGAUAUUUGAGAUCUGUCCUGUACUAGCCAUUGUAUACCCUCUUUAACUUGUCAGCAAGAACACACUACUUUCUGUUUGUGGCUCAGCAAUGAGUUAUUGAACAGUUAGUUCGUAUUAUGUAUGUUACAUUCAGUAAAUACAGGUAGUUUCAACACAUUGGGGUAGGUUCCUUAGAUGAAAAUAACUACUUUGUGGCUAUGGUCAGUCUUUAUUAGUCACACAGUACUCAACUAACAUGAUCACAUAAAAUAACAUACUGUAAGCUGAUAGGGCUGUACUAGUAGGGAUACACUUUAAAUUGGCUUAACAUAAUUAUUGCUCUCUCUCCUUGUCCUUGUUCACUUGUGACAUACACAGUAAGCUGUUCCCACUUCCUGUUGCAUCCUGCCCUGCAGCGCUCGCAGGGGGAGGGGUGCGUGUGUGUGCACUGCAUGCAUUUUUGCGUGCGCAUACAAGUGUGUGUGUGUGAUAUCUGGAGAUGGUCGUGGGAUUCUCCUGGUCACUUCCUGUCCUUUCUGACCCACUGUCCUAAUUCCAGAGCUAUGAAACAUAGGAAAUGGAAAACAGUGAGGUCUUCCAUGUCACUGGAUAUGUGCUAAGGGAUAUACUAGAUGUCAGUAGGAUAUAGAAUUAGUCUCUCAUUACACUGUAUGGGUCCGUCGGUUUUCUUCAGGGCAGCUAGCCUAAUGUAUAUUCAUUCCAUAAACAACAUCUCUCCCAGCUUGGAUGUUAUGAUGCUACAGUAUAGUCAUUGUUUGCUGGGGAAACUGACUGAGGUAUUUCAUUUCUAGUCAAAGGCACAGUCUCUCCCACAUUGCCUGUGAUCUGUGAUGGGGUGGGGUGUGAAAGAUACCAUAUCCUUCCCCUCUUAGCUUCACAUAUAUAGGAUGAGUGGGCUGAGCUUCUGUGCACUCCUGCAUAGCAACAGCCGUGUUGCAGUAUGGUGUGAUGUGACAUAUAGGGAGGAAAAGUAAGGGUUGUUGAGAUAUGGAGACAGAGCGAGAGAGAGGGUGGAUCCCCUCUCUCUCCUCUAUCUCCUUCUCUCCAUCCCUCUCUCAGCAGCCGAUAAUGGCUUGGCAGCAGUAACAGCAGCAUCCUGGAGAUACACAUAGAAACCGUCUCCAUGUGUCUGCCAGGCAUGCCCGGAUCAGAGAGCCGAUUGGCUGACUCAGGGAGUUUCAGGAAGUGUUGUUGGUCCUGUGCCUGCUCAGAAUGGCACUAGCAGGAGCGUGUGUGGAUGCCCACCAUGUGGAUUAUACUGUAACCACUAAACAACUGUCAUGCAGGGUUCUGCUCUUUCACUGCUAAAGAGCAUUUUAUAGAUAGACAGAAGGGAAGAAGAUUAUUAUUUUCAGUUUCUAGAGGCUGCAACAGGAAGGAUAACAACUAGAUGAUAGUUACAGAAAAUGCACCAGUUGGAUGAGUCUGUUAGCUGAUACUGCAAUACUAGAUCCUAUCAUGAUUUAAAUGGCUAAGCUAGAUGGUAUGUACUCAAUACUUUCAUAGAGUAUGCUCUCCUUUGUAAACACUUCUUAGCUGAUUAAAGUAGAAAAUACAAUAUCUCUCCAAGGUAAUUUACAGGAUGGCCUUGGCUAUGGGCCCUAGUCAAAAGUAGUGCACUACAUAGGGAAUGUGGUGCCAUUUGAGACGCAGACAUGGCCGAUGCUUUACACACUCCCCCCUUCUGUGCUUACUGCAAACAUGCAAAACACUGAUGAAAAAAUCUACAGGGAAGUCAUUGUUAAACGGCGGGUGGAAGAACAGCUGUGAUAGUGUUGACAGGCAGGAUCAGAGGGGGAACAGGGUGCUGCUUCAGCUAACACACAUAUGCAUCCAUGCAGACACACACAUAUGCACGUACACACACACAAACACACACCAACUAACCCACCCUCAGACAUACAAAAUAUUCUCUAUCACACACACACUCACCCACAAAAACAUGAAAGUAGGGAAAGAGACCCUUUUGAUGGGUGAAUGUCUCUUUUUAAUUUGGUAUGUGUGUACAAUGGGCCACAGAGAAUAGAGGGUAUCUCAAGUGCAGGGUGUGGGUAGGAGGGAGGCUGAUAGACGUUAGUAGUUUGAAGGCUGGGACUUGACUAUAAUGUACCAGUCAUGCAAGACCUUCUGUAUGCCAUUCACAUCCUCUAGCUCUCCAGCUGGGGCCUCGCUCACCAAUGCUAAAACUGCUAGUACGGUGACCCUAGACACUGAUCUUGGUUCAGUUUUUUAUUUUCCCAAUAAUGGUUAAGGUUAGGGGUUGGGGAUGGGAAGCCGAUCCUAGAUCUGUAUCUAGGGGAAACUUCAACCACGGAGUGCUAAAAUCCAUGUGUUUCACCUUUACAUAUCAAAGCAUGAUCUUUUAUUGGAAGGCAAAGGCAGACAAAGCAGUGUAUGGAAAGAGGCUGAACAGCAUGAGGAAGGGGGGAAUCUAGUAAAUGUGGUAAGUUAACAGGCUGUUAAUAAAGACUGUUGUAUACUGUAAAGGGGCCCGAUCACCAUAUAGCACCAGUCUAAAAACAUAACCUGGAAACCUCCCAGAACGCUAAUGAAGGAGAGCAUUGAUUUGAUCUGCCUGUCUUUUUCUCCCUUCUAAAGUAUGGAGAAGAGAAAGGGACAGAAUGAGAGAAGGAGGGGAAGACAGAAAAAAUAGUGCAAGAAGAGAUAGAAAGAGAUUGUGUGUGUGUGUGUGUGAGAGAGAGAGAGAGAGAAGAGAGAGAGAGAGAGAGAGAAAGAGAGAGAGAGAGCGAGAGAGAGAGAUGAAUUUGAUUGUGAUGGGGAACUGGGCGGUUGGUCCACUCUCAGAGUGGGCAGCACAGAGGGGCAUUGUGGUUCCCAGCUGCACAUUGGCUCUGGUUAAGGGCCAGAGAGAAUCCCCCAAUUCUGACACACAUGCACACACUCACUCGCACACACAAACAAACACACAGACGCACGCACGCACGCACACACAUAUUCAAACACACUCAUACACACACACACAGAAGCCUUGUUUGCUCUGACCCCCUUCCUCCUUUAAUGAGAUCAGCACUGUACCCCACUCCACACUGUACCAAAAGACUCCCAUCCCAUGCUAUGAUGUUGCAGAGGUAGAAAAAUAGAGAGAGAGAACAUUAAAUCAUAAUAAUAGUAAUAUUGUGCCUUAGAUAUCAUUAUGUUAUAUUAACAUUUUGAAUGAUACAAUGCUUUCAGCACAAUUGACAUAAAGAUGACAAUCCACUCAGAUGUUUUGGAUGUAUUUCCUAUCUAUCGUAUGAAUAGAGCACCCUUGACACCUCCUUUCAUUAUAAACAAUUAUAACCAGGCAGCUGGGUUUGCAUUUGGAUUGAACAACCUGUCAGUGCCCUGGUGAUAUACAGUCACCAACACAAACACACACACACGUUGUUGUUGGCCCAACAGAACAUCAUACACUCAUCUGGAUAGUGUCUGUGUUGAUCCCCAACUGCGUUUAAUGCUCUUCCAACCCCUCAGGGGAACAUACAGUACCAGUUAAAAGUUUGGACACACCUACUCAUUCAAGGGUUUUUCUUUAUUUAAAAAAUGUUCUACAUUGUAGAAUAAUAGUGAAGACAUCAAAACUAUGAAAUAACACAUAUGGAAUCAUGUAGUAACCAAAAAAGUGUUAAACAAAUCAAAAUAUAUUUUAUAUUUAAGAUUCUUCAAAGUAGCCACCCUUUGCCUGGAUGACAGCUUUACACACUCUUGGCAUUCUCUCAACCAUGCUUUUCCAACAGUCUUGAAGGAGUUCCCACAUAUGCUGAGCACCUGUUGGCUGCUUUUCCUUCAAAUCAAAAUGAAAUCAAAUCAAAUGUAUUGGUCACAUACACAUGGUUAGCAGAUGUUAUUGCGAGUGUAGCGAAAUGCUUGUGCUUCUAGUUCCGACAGUGCAGCAAUAUUUAGCAAGUAAUAUCUAACAAUUCCACAACAAAAACCUAAUACACACAAAUCUAAGUAAAGGAAUGGAAUAAGAAUAUAUAAAUAUAUGGAUGAGCAAUGUCAUUGUCAGAGCGGCAUAGGCUAAGAUGCAAUAUAUAGAAUAGAAUACAGUAUAUACAUAUGAGAUGGGUAAUGCAAGGUAUGUAAACAUUAUUAAAGUGGCAUUAUUAAAGUGACUAGUGUUCCAUUUAUUAUAGUGACCAGUGAUUUUCAAGUCUGUAUGUAGGCAGCAGCGCCUCUGUGCUAGUGAUUGCUAUUUAACAGUCUGAUGGCCUUGAGAUAGAAGCUGUUUUUCAGUCUCUCGGUCCCAGCUUUGAUGCACCUGUACUGACCUCGCCUUCUGGAUGAUAGCGGGGUGAACAGGCAGUGGCUCGGGUGGUAGUUGUCCUUGAUGAUCUUUUUGACCUUCCUGUGACAUUGGGUGCUGUAGGUGUCCUGGAGGGCAGGUAGUUUGCCCCCGUUGAUGCGUUGUGCAGACUGCACCACCCUCUGGAGAGCCCUGCGGUUGUGGGCAGUGCAGUUGCCGUACCAGGCAGUGAUACAGCCCAACAGGAUGCUCUCAAUUGUGCUUCUGUAAAAGUUUGUGAGGGUUUUAGGUGACAGGCCAAAUUUCUUCAGCCUCCUGAGGUUGAAGAGACGCUGUUGCGCCUUCUUCACCACACUGUCUGUGUGGGUGGACCAUUUCAGUUUGUCAGUGAUAUGUACACAGAGGAACUUAAAACUUUCCACCUUCUCCACUGCUGUCCCGUCGAUGUGGAUAGGGGGGUAUUCCCUCUGCUGUUUCCUGAAGUCCACGAUCAUCUCCUUUGUUUUGUUGACGUUGAGUGAGAGGUUAUUUUCCUGGCACCACACUCCCAGAGCCCGCACCUCCUCCCUGUAGGCUGUCUCGUCAUUGUUGGUAAUCAAGCCUACUACUGUUGUGUCAUCUGCAAACUUGAUGAUUGAGUUGGAGGCGUGCAUGGCUACGCAGUCAUGGGUGAACAGGGAGUACAGGAGGGUGCUGAGCACACACCCUUGUGGGGCCCCAGUGUUGAGGAUCAGUGAAGUGGAGAUGUUGUUUCCUACCUUCACCACCUGGGGGCAGCCUGUCAGGAAAUCCAGGACCCAAUUGCACAGGGCGGGGUUGAAUCCCAGGGCCUCAAGCUUAAUGAUGUGCUUGGAGGGUACUAUGGUGUUGAAUGCUGAGCUAUAGUCAAUGAACAGCAUUCUUACAUAGGUAUUCCUCUUUUCCAGAUGGGAUAGGGCAGUGUGCAGUAAUAAUAUGCCAUUUAGCAGACGCUUUUAUCCAAAGCGACUUACAGUCAUGCGUGCAUAAAUUUUUUAUUUUUGUGUAUGGGUGGUCCCGGGGAUCGAACCCACUACCUUGGCGUUACAAGCGCCAUGCUCUACCAGCUGAGCUACAGAGGACCACUGCAGUGUGAUGGCGAUUGCAUCGUCUGUGGACCUAUUGGGGCGGUAAGCAAAUUGAAGUGGGUCUAGGGUGACAGGUAAGGUGGAGGUGAUAUGAUCCUUGACUAGUCUCUCAAAGCACUUCAUGAUGACAGAAGUGAGUGCUACGGGGCAAUAGUCAUUUAGUUCAGUUACCUUUGCAUUCUUGGGUACAGGAACAAUGGUGGCCAUCUUGCAGCAUGUGGGGACAGCAGACUGGGAUAGGGAGGGAUUGAAUAUGUUCGUAACACACCAUAGGUCUCGUGUCUGAGCCAUUGAAUUGCGACUCCACUUUGUCUCGAUAUUGACGUUUUGCCUGUCACUCUGCGGUCCAACUCAUCCCAAACCAUCUCAAUUGGGUUGAGGUCGGGUGAUUGUGGAGGUCUUCUGAUGCAGCACUCUCCUUCUUGGUCAAAAGCCCUUACACAGCCUGGAGGUGUGUUGGGUUAUUGUCCUGUUGAAAAACAAAUGAUAGUCCCACUAAGUGCCACUGCUCCCGAGUGGCGCAGCGGUCUAAGGCACUGCAUCUCAGUGCUUGAGGCGUCACUACAGACCCCCUGGUUCGAUUCCAGGCUGUAUCACAACCGACCAUGAUUGGGAAUCCCAUAGGGCUGCGCACAAUUGGCCCAGCGUCGUCCGGGUUUGGCUGGUGUAGGCCGUCAUUGUAAAUAAGAAUUUGUUCUUAACUGACUUGCCUAGUUAAAUAAAGGUAAAAUAAAAAACAGAUGGGAUGGCGUAUCGCUGCAGAAUGCUGUGGUAGCCAUGCUGGUUAAGUGUGCCUUGAAUUCUAAAUAAAUCACAGACAGUGUCACCAGCAAAGCACCAUCAUACCUCCUCCUCCAUGCUUCACGGUGGGAACCACACAUGCAGAGAUCAUCCGUUCACCUACUCUGCGUCUCACAAAUGUGGGCGGUUGGAACCAAAAAUCUCAAAGGACAGAUUUCCACCGGUCUAAUGUCCAUUGCUCGUGUUUCUUGGCCGAAGCAAGUCUCUUCUUCUUAUUGGUGUCCUUUAGUAGUGGUUUCUUUGCCGCAAUUCAACCAUGAAGGCCUGAUUCACGCAGUCUCCUCUGAACAGUUGAUGUUGAGAUGUGUCUGUUACUUGAACUCUGUGAAGCAUUUAUUUGGGCUGCAAUUUCUGAGGCUGGUAACUCUAAUGAACUUAUCCUCUGCAGCAGAGGUAACUCUGGGUCGUCCUGUCCUGUGGAGGUCCUCAUGAGAGCCAGUUUCAUCAUAGCGCUUGAUGAUCUUUGCGACUGCACUUGAAGAAACUUUCAAAGUUCUUAAAGUAAUGAUGGACUGUUGUUUCUCUUUGCUUAUUUGAGCUGUUCUUGCCAUAAUAUGGACUUGGUCUUUUACCAAAUAGGGCUAUCUUCUGUAUACCACCCCUACCUUGUCACAACACAACUGAUUGGCUCAAACGCAGUAAGAAGGAAAUAAAUUCCACAAAUUAACUUUUAACAAGGCACACCUGUUAAUUGAAAUGCAUUCCAGGUGACUACCUCAUGAAGCUGGUUGAGAGAAUGCCAAUGAGUGAGUGUGCAAAGAGAAUGAGUGUGCAAAGCUGUCAUCAAGGCAAAGGGUGGCUACUUUGAAGAAUCUCAAAUAUAAAAUAUAUCUUGAUUUGUUUAAUACUUUUUUGGUUACUACAUGAUUCCAUAUGUGUUAUUUCAUAGUUUUGAUGUCUUCACUAUUAUUCUACAUACAAAUUAAGAAAAACCCUUGAAUGAGUAGGUGUGUCCAAACUUUUGACUGGUACUGUAUAUCUAACUGUAAGAAGAUCAGCCUUGAUAACAGUCUUGUUCUGUAGCAACAUGUCAACUCAUGAUGAUGUAAGAGCUGGUCUCUGCUCUACUCCACUCCUACACAUAUUAGUGAUAAUACUGGAACAUAUUAAUGAUAAUACUGGAACACAUUAAUGAUAAUACUGGAACACAUGCGUGAUAAUACUGGAACACAUUAAUGAUAAUACUAGAACACAUUAGCGAUAAUACUGGAACAAAUUAGUGAUAAUACUGGAACACAUUAGCGAUAAUACUGGAACACAUUAAUGAUAAUACCGGCACACAUUAAUGAUAAUACUGGAACACAUUAUUGAUAAUACUGGAACACAUUCAUGCUAAUACUGGAACACAUUAGCGAUAAUACUGGAACACAUUAGUGAUAAUACUGGAACACAUUAGUGAUAGUAUCACUGGAACACAUUAGUGAUAAUACUGGAACAAAUUAGUGAUAAUACUGGAACACAUUAGCGAUAAUUCUGGAACACAUUAAUGAUAAUACUGGCACACAUUAAUGAUAAUACUGGAACACAUUAGUGAUAAUACUGGAACACAUUCAUGAUAAUACUGGAACACAUUAGCGAUAAUACUGGAACACCUUAGUGAUAAUACAGGAACACAUUAGCGAUAAUGCUGGAACUCAUUAGUAAUAAUACUGGAACACAUUAGUGAUAAUACUGGAACACAUUAGUAAUAAUACUGGAACACAUUAGUGAUAAUACUGGACACAUUUGUAAUAAUACUGGAACACAUUAGUGAUAAUACUGGACACAUUAAUGAUAAUACUGGAACACAUUAAUGAUAAGCUACAGUAUGGUGCAUUUAUUACUGUGCUUUGAAUACACCAUCAGCAGAGAGCCAUAUAUUACUUACGCAAAUACACUGAGUGUACAAAACAUUGAGAACGCCAGAUCUUUCCAUGAUAUAGAUUGACCAGGUGAAAGCUAUGAUCCUUUAUUGAUGCCACCUGUUAAAUGCACUUCCAUCAGUGUAGAUGAAGGGGAGGAGACAGGGUAGCGAAGGAUAUUUAAACCUUGAGACAUGGAUUGUGUAUGUGUGCCAUUCAGAGGGUGAAUGGGUGAGACAAAAUAUUUAAGUGCCUUUGAACGGGGUAUGGUAGUAGGUGCCAGGCGCAGCGGUUUGAGUAUGUCAAGAACUGCAACGCUGCUGGGUUUUUCACGCUCAACAGUUUCCCGUGUGUAUCAAGAAUGGUCCAUCCAGCCAACUUGACACAACUGUGGGAAGCUUUGGAGUCAACAUGAGCCAGCAUCCCUGUGGAACGCAUUCAACACCUUGUAGAGUCUAUGCCCCGACGAAUUAAGGUUGUUUUGAGGGAAAAAUGGGGUGCAACUCAAUAUUAGGAAGGUGUUCCUAAUGUUUUGUACACUCAGUGCAUAUAUGUUCAUACUGGAAACAAAAUACAACUUAUAAAGGCUUAGGGCAUUCAUAAAGUCAUUUAGUAUGACUCUGGACCAUGGAAUUGUGGAUCAUGCUUCUCAAUGAACCUCUGAUGUUGACCACCCUCCCUCAUGUCUUCUCUCUCCUCCUUUGGAUGUCAGGUGGCUAAAGACGUGUCCAUCCGGCUGCACAACGAGUUGGACUCUGUGGAGAAGAAGAGGGGCCGUCUGGAGCAGGAGAAUGAGGAGCUGAGGGUCAGGCUCCAGGACCUUGAGGUGGCCAAGCAGGUCCUGCAGGCUGAGAUGGAGAAGCAACGAGAGGUAAGACAUUAUGUAGUACACGGCUGGGUGGGGUGGGAUUGGGCUGAGCUGGGAUUACCAUGUUUGGGCCGUGUUGAUAAGGCCAGAGAAGUAAGACAUGGUGUGGUUUAGCUGGGCUGGGCUUGGUUGGGUUGAUCCUGGCUGUGUCUAGCUGGGCUGAGCUGGACUGGGUUUAGCUGGGUUUGGCUAUAGGUUACUCUUGUGUUGAAUAGGCUGGGUUAAGUAGGCUGGGUUUAGCUGUGCUGAUCUGUUUUUUUGGCUUUCUUCAAGGUUCCAUGUAAAUUCACCAGGCUUGGAAUAAAACCUUUUACAUUUUCAGUAAAUGGAAAGUUUGGGACCUCAUACUGUACAUCAAUUCUUUAUUGUCCUAUAUGUUAUAUUAGAAAAAAUAAGUGGGCGGUUUGAGAUUUAUGAUAGAGGGUUGUGUUUUUGUUUGGACCCAAAUAGGGACUGCUAACUUUUAAGCCAAAUGUGAUAUUUGGCCUUUCUUCAUUUGGCCUCGCCGUAUGUUUACUGGACAGAGUUAAAUAGAAAACCGUGGGAGGAAGUUGCUUUGUGCAAGUCUUUUUAUCCUGAUAAAUGCUCCUGCUAAAAACACUAUUUGCUCUCUACAGAUAUUGCGUUAUGCUCAGUUAUGCUCUCAGGAGAAAUCAAAUGUCCUCUUCUCUCAGUCUCGGCCCUCCCCCUGUGUUGACUAAUCUGGAGUGGACAAAAGGAGGCCCCUUUCUCUCCUGCUGUCCCUUUAUGGAGGAGAGGAGAGCAGGGACUGAUGACUGACCAUAGUCUUGGCCCAGCUCUCAGAAUGGGGGCAGGGCUGGCUGGCUGGCUGGCUUGGUUGGUAGCUGGUUGGGUAGCUGGGUGUCUGGUUGGCUGCAAUGCUAACUCACUCCGUCAUUGCCAGGCUGGCUGGUUGGUUGGUUGGCUAGCUGUGUGGUUGGCGGGCUAUGCUAAGUGGGGUACUGCUGCUGUGUUGUGCUUGCCCCAUGGAGAGGGAGAAUUCUUUGCAUAGCUGACACCCUUCUGAUCCAGAACUAUUAUGUGUGCCUGCCGAUCCCUGGCUUCACUGUUUCACUACCCACUCUGUCUCUGUUCUCAGUCAGUUAGGAAUGUCUCCAUCACUGUUCUUUUCCUUUGAUUAAAAGGAUAAGUUAAGAACAGUAUUAAAAACAGCCAAGCAACACACAAGUGAAGGUUUGAGGUAUUGAGGUAGCUGCUGGGCCUGGCUAGACCAGUGGGUUGUGCUGCUAGAUGAUCAGUCUCCUGGGAUAGUGGAGGGGCUGAUGAUGCUGGCCAGGUAGAGGGAGGAGAGAGUGAGAAGGAAGGAAAAAACAGAAAGAAAAUAUGCAGUAUUUGCCAUGUUUUCUGAAAAUCUUCUGUUUCAAUACAGAAAUGUAAUAAUGGUCAGUUUUAAUAAUUGAAUAACAAUCAAUUCAGAAUCUAAUUCAGCAAACAAAAUUAAAAAUGACUGGUGGUACUUGUAUUGUCUAUUACUUAUAAUACAUGGAGAAAAUAGUACAUUUUAUGUUUCCUCCCUAAGCUUGUGGCAAGCUGUGACAUACUGUGCUGCCAACUCUAUAACAUCAGACCUUUCCCCCAAACAUUGCAAUGUUAAUAACCUCAGUUGUGUUGAAAGAUGUGGUCAGCAACAUUUGAGUCCAUAUUUAGGAUGCAUUGACCAUUAGGCCUAGGUUAAAUCCAGAUUGGCUGCUGCAGUAACAUUUGAGUCCAUAUUUAGGAUGCAUUGACCAUUAGGCCUAGGUUAAAUGCAGAUUGGCUGCUGCAGUAACAUUUGAGUCCAUAUUUAGGAUGCAUUAACCAUUAGGCCUAGGUUAAAUCCAGAUUGGCUGCUGACUAUUUCUGAUAUGUCUUCCAAAGACAAUCUGUUUAAAACCCAUCGUAGGCUCUCAGCGUUUCAUCACGUAAAUGCAUUGUGAUAGAUCCGCCAUUCACCCCUCUAAACCAAUGGAAAAUGUUGGGAUUAGAAGUAGUGUCACCAGUGAGGCUAAAUAAGGACAGCUCUCUGAGAUUAGAUACAUUUGAGUGGUUUUGGCUGCCUGUGUCUAGCGUAUUGCUCUCUGUAAACCAGCUACAUUUUUCAUAAGUGAUUCCACACAAAUGGACAAAGGGGAAUGCUUGCAACCCUUCCCCUUUCCAACACAGACAGAACACUGCUGAUUAAGACAUUUCUUUAUCCUCUCCAUUCCUCACCUCUCCCUGUCCAGUCCUGUUUUGACCCUCUGAAGGUGAUGAGGCUGGAUUGGAGGGAGGGAUGGAGGGGGGUUGGGUUGAGGUAGGGAGGGGAGGGGGUUGGGUGGUUGGGUCCUGUAGCAGCUUCAGCUGAGAUGAAUGGAGACAGAGGUGGGCUAUAGUAUGUGGGGUCCUGGCGAAGGGGGCUGGCAGUCAGGAAAGAUAACGCCCUUAAGUGGAAACCUCAAUGGCGAGAGGGCAAAGAAAAAUAUAGCAGGACUUAUCUCCCUCCCUCUUUCUCUCUCUCUUAAGCUUGUUCUCCCUCUAUCUUUAUUUUUCUCUUUCUCGCCACCCCUUCCCACUUUCAUUCCCAGUCGCUCCCUCACAUGUUCUCUUCUCUUUUCUCUCUCUUGCUCGCUCUCUCUCUCUCUCGCUCUUUCUCUCUCUCUUCUCUCUCUCUCUAUCUCUCUCUCUCUCUCGUACUCUCCUCUCUCUCUCUCUCUCUCUCACUCUCUCUUUAUAAUACCUUUUCUCUCUCUCUCUCUCUCUCGGAGGUCAUGGGCAGACUGGGCAGUGUUUUAUGUUUACUGGUGUGUGUAUUUGUGGGCUUUCAUUACCCCAGUGAUUUAGUGGGAUUGCAGUGGGGACUGCUUGGGGACACAGAACUCUGUAGCAGUCAAUCCCAAGGCCUAAUGCACUCCUUUAGUAUUGCAUCUGCCACUCAUUUUGCCAUUACUUAUCAAGGAAACUACUACACCGAGCUUGCCCCCAUUUUAUUUAUGACUUUCAGGAAGUGCCUUUGUCCUGGAGGACAUGUGACCGUGAGCUACUUCCUUAUCAGUCACAUGGUUGUCUGUCCCAAUGAAUGAAUGAUUAUGCUCUGGGCUUGAGCCAUUGAUAAUUCAGUGCUUUACAACAUGCAGAAGAGCUGAGGGGUGUAUUCAUGUGAUGAAUACCCACAUAAUAAAAUACUAUUGUAUACUAUGGUAUAAAUACUAUAGUAUUCACUGUAGUGUUUUUGCUGACUUUACUGUAGUAUUUGCGAAUUAAAGUCAGCAAAAACACUACAGUGAAUGCUGUAGUAUUUACUAUAGUAUUUACUGUAGUGUACUGUAUAAUACUGUAGUAUUUACAGUUAACUAUAGUAUAAAUACUGUAGUAACUGACAACUGUAGUAAAUACUAUAGUAAUUCAUGUAGUGUUUUUGUGGAUUGUAGUAUACUGCAGUAUUUACUGUUGUGUUUUUGCGGACUUUAGUAUACUGUAGUAUUUACUGUAGUGUUUUUACAGACAUUACUGUAGUAUUUACUAUAGUGUUUUGUUUCAUUAACUUUGACAUAGAAGUGGAGACUUUCUCCUUCAGGAAACCUACUGGAGAAAUACUAAAAGAGCAAAUGCUCCAUAACCUGUAAGUAGGUAGGACCUACUAGCUCUCAAAGUCUCAUGUCAGAAUUAAAAGUUCAUCCAUGUUUCUCAAACGUCAAAGUUGUUCCUAAUGUCAAAUUUCAAAGUGUUUAAGGUUAAGUUUAGGCAUUAACUCCGAAUUUUUAAGGUUUGGCAGUAACUCUGAAUGGUUAAGGUAAGGGUUAAGGUUUGGGAUAGGCUUAAAACCAAAAAAUCAAAAACAACUUUCAACUGCUAGAUUUGAACUUGCAACCUUUGGAGUCAGUGGCAGACGCUUACGCCCAUUCGCCAUUCCCAACACCCUAGUAAAACUGAAAACUACUUGAAGGUAAUAGCGCUCACUGUUGCCCCUAGUGGCUGGUUUCCACGUUAUCUCCCAAAAUCCUCAGACAUGGAUGGAUGUCGAGCUAGGUAGAACUGGGUUCUGAAUAGAUAGUUCAGAGCUUCUGCAAUAUAUGGUCUAUACUUGGCAUGUAGGUUUCUCAGUUAUGGGUGGCAUAAAUUGCGUUAUGGGGGAGGGGAAUGGGCAGGGUAUAUGCAAAUUAAAUACAUUAAUAUUUACUAUAGUGUAGUGUUUUGCGGACUGUAGUGUUUUUGCGUACAUUACUGUAGUAUUUCCUACAGUGUUUCUUUUCUUCUCUGGAUAAUAUUGUAGUAUUUACUAUAGUAUUUUACAGUAUACAACAACAAGUACUACACAUGAUCGAGGGAUACUACAGUGUGUAGAAUAGUAUUCUACAGUAUACUACAGUUUGCUAUAUAAUUCUAUAGUAAUUACUGUAGUAUUCUAUAGUAAACUGUAAUAUAUUUUUUAUGUGGGUAGUGGACAACAUUGUUUUCUUUGGUACCUUGGACAAUGUUCCAUCUUCUGGCACUUUGCCACUGUGGUACGCUUUAGUUCUCACACAAUGGUGGUGUUAUUCAGUUAGGUUACAGUGAAAUGGGUCAGGUAUUUCACCAUGGGCACACAUACACAUACAAUAGUACACACACACACCUAUUCCGCUGCAUUAGGUGGGUCCUGAGUGCUUCUCCUCCGUGGGCCAAGCUGACAGGUUUAAUCUGGGAUUCUCCGCUCAGCCCCUGCAACCAAUCAGGUCGCUGUGGGCGAUCACUUGUCCCAAACGGGCUGCAGUCGCUGUGUGUGUGUGUGUGCUCUGAUUAGAACUCCUCACCAUGCUGCUUGCAACCACAGUGGUUUGGGCUGAACUGAGUCCCACCGUGCUGCAGACCUCCAGAUCUCCAGACCUACAGACCUCCAGCUUGUAACGGAGCCUUCUCUGAUAAUGACUGUCUCUUUCCCGCUCCCCUCAAACUGUCCCUUCUAAAAACAGAGCUGCUUACCCCUGGUCAAAACCUCUCCCACCCUAAUAAGGAUUUAGCUGGCCAGCUGUCUGUCUCUGAUGAGGACCGCCCUGCGCUGGGUGUGUUCCAGGACUAUGCCAAGGACAAACAAACCUAUUAUGGGCCAUCAUGGCAUCAAAGCAGAUGGGUUAUGGAGGCACUGGAUAGAAUGCUGUUUUUCUGGGUCAUUGUGAUUGACCAGGACAUCACCUGUGUGGCUCAGUUGGUAGAGCAUGGCGCUCGCAACAACAGGGUUGUGGGUUUGAUUCCCACGGGUACCAGUACGAGAAAUGUAUGCACUCACUACUAUAAGUUGCUCUGGAUAAGAGCAACUACUCAAAUGUUAUCACUGUCUUGCAGUACUAUAUAGGAUGUAAAUAUAGGACACCAAGGCCUUUAUUAGCCUAAUGACUAAAAUAGAGAGAGAGGAGAAAGCAGGAGAGUAAGAAAAAAGAGAGGUGGGGAGAGAAGGCCAGUGAAGACAAAGGAAUGUUCCCAGUAGCAUUAAUGGGUCGAUAGAAAGAAGCUUCACACAAUGAACCCUGUGGGACAAACAGACAUUCAGAGGUGUGUGAGGAGCUGCUGGAGGACCAGAGCUCCCCAUGGAGGAACAUAAAAUACCUGCAGAAAAACACACACAUAUCUCACUAAAACAUAAACGCAUAUACUAUGCACUCAUCACAAAAUCCAUGUAAAAUCUUGGAGCAGCAUGGGCCAUUUCCUCAUGUAUGAGUCAGGCACAGCCAAGCAAACUGUGUUGAAUUUUUCAAACACAUGCAUAUUUUCCCCCCUGAGGAAUUGCAAGGUAAUUUAAUGCUCCAAUAAAAAUACACAUGAAAAUUGAGAAGAGUCAGGUCAACUGUGGAAAGGAUAGAUCCUCAGACAGUGACCUGAAGCUGUAUAGCCUGCAUUCUCCUCCUCAUUACAGAGUGAAAGCACUGUGGACAUAGAAACACAUGCAGCAGACAAAGUGUAUGCAGAGCGCUGGAGCCCUGACAGGUUAGAUGAAAGGCAUUUUAUAUCCAUCCCCUGCUAGUCUCUCCAUCCCCAGCCAGUAUAUCCACACCUGAGCCAGUCUGCAGGGAGGAGAGAGAGAGAGAGAGAGAGAGAGAGAACUGACACAUCUAAAACCACUGCUCUGUUCAUCACCCCCCUGAGCCAGACGUCUACUCAACAUCUGUUGGUUGUUGUUUUUACAGCUCUCUUUCUCCCCCUCUCUCCCCCCUCUCUCUCCUCCUGUUUUAUAGACAUUAAAAGGUUUUUAAAGUGUCACAUUAUCUCACGCAGUGGGACCCGUUAGGUGUGGGGAGGAGAGGUCUACUACAAGGUUCAAUUUGGACUAUGCAGUCUUCAGGGAGCCAUUGUAGUCUGGAAAACAACAUGUUACAGCCAGGGGGAGGUGGGGUUGAUGUUAAAUGUGUGAAGGGGGGUGUAGGCAGUAGACGGUUUUAUUGAUAGCCUUACCUUUCCUCACCAAAGCUUAGUGGGGAAGAGUAAUUGCUCUCCAGAGUACAUCUGUUCUGCUUAACGGCUCCUGGUCAGAGAAUUACACAUGAAUUGUACAUACUUACAGAACCAGUCAAAAGUUUGGACACACCUACUCAUUCAAGGGUUUUUCUUUAUUUUUACUAUUUUCUACAUUGUAGAAUAAUAGUGAACACAUCAAAACUAUGAAAUAACACAUAUGGAAUCAUGUAGUAACCAAAAAAGUGUUAAACAAAUCAAAAUAUAUGUUAUAUUUGAGAUUCUUCAAAGUAGCCACCCUUUGCCUUGAUGACAGCUUUGCACACUCAUUCUCUUUGCACACUCACUCAUUGGCAUUCUCUCAACCAGCUUCAUGAGGUAGUCACCUGGAAUGCAUUUCAAUUAACAGGUGUGCCUUGUUAAAAGUUAAUUCGUGGAAUUUCUUUCCUUCUUAAUGUGUUUGAGCCAAUCAGUUGUGUUGUGAGAAGGUAGGGUUGGUAUACAGAAGAUAUCCCAAUUUGGUAAAAGACCAAGUCCACAUUAUGGCAAGAACAGCUUAAAUAAGCAAAGAGAAACAACAGUCCAUCAUUACUUUAAGACAUGAAGGUCAGUCAAUCCGGAACAUUUCAAAAACGUAAAACAUUCCUUCAAGAGCAGUCGCAAAGACCAUCAAGCGCUAUGAUGAAACUGGCUCUCAUGAGGACCGCCACAGGAAAGGAAGAUCCAGAGUUACCUCUGCUGCAGAGGAAAAGUUCAUUAGAGUUACCAGCCUCAGAAAUUGCAGCCCAAAUAAAUGCUUCACAGAGUUCAAGUAACAGACACAUCUCAACAUCAACUGUUCAGAGGAGACUGCGUGAAUCAGGCCUUCAUGGUCAAAUAGCUGCAAAGAAACCACUACUAAAGGACACCAAUAAUAAGGAGGAGGUGUGAUGGUGUGGGGGUGCUUUGCUGGUGCCACUGUCUGUGAUUUAUUUAGAAUUCAAGGCACACUUAACCAGCAUGGCUACCACAGCAUUCUGCAGCGAUACGCCAUCCCAUCUGGUUUGCGCUUAGUGGGACUAUCAUUUGUUUUUCAACAGGACAAUGACCCAAAACACACCUCCAGGCUGUGUAAGUGCUAUUUGACCAAGAAGGAGAGUGAUGGAGUGCUGCAUCAGAGGACCUGGCCUCCACAAUCACCCAACCUCAACCCAAUUGAGAUGGUUUGGGAUGAGUUGGACCGCAGAGUGAAGGAAAAGCAGCCAACAAGUGCUCAGAAAAUGUGGGAACUCCUUCAAGACUGUUGGAAAAGCAUUCCAGGUGAAGCUGGUUGAGAGAAUGCCAAGAGAGUGCAAUGCUGUCAUCAAGGCAAAGGGUUGCUACUUUGAAGAAUCUCAAAUAUAAAAUAUAUUUUGUUUUGUUUAACACUUUUUUGGUUACUACAUGAUUCCAUAUGUGUUAUUUCAUCUUUGAUGCCUUCACUAUUAUUCUACAAUGUAGAAAAUAGUAAAAAUAAAGAAAAACCCUUGAAUGAGUAGGUGUGUCCAAACUUUUGACUGGUACUGUAUGUCAGAAUAAUCUGCGCACUAGACUGUGGCAUAAGUUGCCCGGGUUUCAUAUGUGCUGCAAGGUGCCACUUCACUCAACAUACUACUUCCAGCUAAACAAACGACCGAAGGGAAUCGUCAUUGAGCGUUCUCACGUGCAGCUCCUUUUCAUAUUUCCUUAUCGGAGGACCCGAAGUGACCCUGUCGGCCAUUUUGACAGGGGAAGAAACCCAGAUGCAGGGAUGUGUCUGUGAUUUAUGAUGAUUGGCACAUUUAUACGGAUUCUCCAGGAGGCCGGAGCCUAUCAGACCGAGCGGUGAUUAGGUUGGACUGGGUGAUAGGCCUCCUGUCCUGGCAGGUCAUUUGUAAAGUCCCCCACCGCCACACACCCUGUCUGAACCGACUGCCUUGGCCCAAGACUAAUAAUAGUUUUACCAGAUGUCUAUUCAGAGCUCUGGCUCAGAUAAGGCCCCCGACUCCACAAUCCCCAUCCUCCUACCAGACCAAGGCAGUGACAUCAUCAACAUGCUGCCAGUUGCGCCUGUGUUUACUGUGAUAUUCAACAAGGUAAUGGGAAUAGGCCAAUGA
Coregonus sp. 'balchen' is the source of this 21622-nucleotide messenger RNA. The record is from the annotation of a GenBank genome assembly. NCBI's taxonomy places the organism in Eukaryota, Metazoa, Chordata, Actinopteri, Salmoniformes, Salmonidae.